UGUCUAUCACACAAACGUUGAGGCUCCAGUGUCGGUAUCGGCAACGUUUACAAGACUUCAACAAACAAUUUAAGCUCUGUUUUUUUUCUUACUGUGCUUCAUUUCAAUACCGCAAUAUGUCGGAUAAGGUCGCCAGUCAACUCGCGGAUUACAAAAACAAUUCAAAGAAUGACUCUGCGGUAACGACUGCCCAUGGUACACCCAUCGGCGAAAAAGACGCCGUGUUGACCGUGGGACCGCGAGGACCCAUUCUACUCCAAGACAAUGCCUUCGUUGAAGAAAUGGCCCACUUUGACCGCGAACGUAUCCCUGAGCGUGUUGUGCACGCUAAGGGAGCCGGUGCGUUCGGGUACUUUGAAGUAACUCACGACAUCACGAAAUACACAGCAGCCAAAGUAUUUUCGAAUAUUGGCAAAAAAACACCGAUUGCUAUUAGAUUCUCAACGGUCGCUGGCGAAGCCGGUUCAGCUGACACCGUUCGCGAUCCUCGUGGCUUUGCUAUGAAGUUUUACACCGAAGAUGGUAUCUGGGAUCUGGUCGGAAACAAUACACCUAUUUUCUUUAUCCGUGAUCCUAUUCUUUUCCCUCACUUUAUCCACUCACAAAAGAGAAAUCCUCAGACGCACGUCAAAGACGCAAAUAUGUUUUGGGAUUUCGUUACAUUGAGACCGGAGACCACACAUCAGAUUUUGUUCGUCUUCUCGGAUAGAGGUAUUCCGGAUGGACAUCGUCACAUGAACGGCUACGGUUCUCAUACCUUCAAGCUGGUUAAUGCGGAAGGAAAGACGGUGUAUUGCAAAUUCCACCACAAAACAGACCAAGGUAUUAGAAACCUAGAUGUCAAGAAAGCCGACGAGUUGAGCGGUACCAAUCCAGAUUAUGGUAUAAAGGACCUGUACAACGCUAUUGCUACCGGUAAUUACCCUUCAUGGACGACCUACAUUCAAGUUAUGACAAUGGAACAAGCAGCAGCUUCUAAAUUCAAUCCAUUCGAUUUAACUAAAAUUUGGCCCCAAGGCGAUUACCCUCUUAUUCCUGUGGGUAAAUUUGUCCUUAAUCGCAACCCUGAAAAUUACUUUGCUGACGUUGAACAAAUUGCGUUCAGUCCUGCUCAUAUGAUCCCAGGAAUCGAGCCUUCUCCUGAUAAGAUGUUGCUGGGACGUCUGUUCUCUUACGGUGACACGCACAGACAUCGUCUGGGAACUAACUACUUGCAGCUUCCGGUCAACUGCCCCUUCAAAGUUCGCAAUUACCAACGCGAUGGGCCUCAAGCUGUUAGCAACCAAGGUGGUGCGCCCAACUAUCAUCCAAAUAGCUUCAAUGGUCCUGAUGCUGACUCUAGAGCUAAAGCUCUUAGUCCACCGUUUGCGGUUUCUGGGGAAGCUACACGCUACGAUAGCGGAGAAGAAGAUAAUUACAGCCAACCGAGAAUAUUCUAUCAGAAAACACUGGAUCAAGGAGCGAGGGAAAGACUUAUUUCUAAUAUCGUUGGACAUCUAAAGGAUGCCGCCGACUUUAUUCAAGAAAGAGCUAUUAAGAAUUUCUCGCAAGUGGACGCAACAUUGGGUCAGAAAUUGGCUGAAGGACUGAAAACACACAGACGCGCUAAUUUGUAAAGAUGAUAAAUAAUAAACGUAUAAUGUUUAUGGGAAUUUGUUGUAAUUCAAUACUUUUAUGUUAACAGGGGGGGUUAUCUUAAGUACCUAUUUUAUCAUUUUUAUGGUGAGUGUUUUGUUGACAUAAGGAAUAAAGUUUAAUAAGUGGAAUAAUUUUACUGUUGGUCGUAUAGGCAUUGUAACAUAUUUUACAGUUUUAUAAAUAAAACCAUAAACUUACGUAGAAA
Zophobas morio is the source of this 1843-nucleotide messenger RNA. It is a transcript of the gene Cat, whose product is annotated as catalase-like. Gene Ontology annotation, cellular component: peroxisome; mitochondrion; cytoplasm. Bases 117 to 1616 code for a protein of 499 amino acids. Gene Ontology annotation, biological process: hydrogen peroxide catabolic process; response to hydrogen peroxide. Gene Ontology annotation, molecular function: catalase activity; heme binding. The record is from RefSeq and is a predicted model, not a curated record. The transcript has 2 exons. NCBI's taxonomy places the organism in Eukaryota, Metazoa, Arthropoda, Insecta, Coleoptera, Tenebrionidae.